Neohortaea acidophila is the source of this 1830-nucleotide messenger RNA. RefSeq names its product putative amino acid transporter. The record is from RefSeq and is a predicted model, not a curated record. Lineage: Eukaryota; Fungi; Ascomycota; Dothideomycetes; Mycosphaerellales; Teratosphaeriaceae. Bases 113 to 1627 code for a protein of 504 amino acids. Gene Ontology annotation, molecular function: amino acid transmembrane transporter activity. The transcript has a single exon. Gene Ontology annotation, biological process: amino acid transmembrane transport. Gene Ontology annotation, cellular component: vacuolar membrane.
ACUGUCGUGCAAGACAUUCGGUAGGGUGCUUUCUUGACCCUCACUUCACUCAUCACAGCCCUUCCUUCCAACCAUCCAUCCAUCCACCCUUUCGUUAACCCCAAUCCACACAAUGGCCGACUACGAUUGGGCCACCAAUGAAAAGGGCGUUGCCCAGGUCGUCGAGGUCGACCCCACCAAGAUCGAGGAGGAGACGCAGCGCAGAGGCAGCGGCGUGCUCGACAACAUCCCCGAAGACGUCCGCCGCGGCUCCAUCAGCAAGAUCUUCCAGCUCGUCGCCGAAGACCACCAGCAUGAGAUCAAGUACCGCAGCAUGUCCUGGACCAAGGUCGCCUGGCUGCUCGCCGGCGACCAGGUGUGCCUCGCCAUCAUGGCCCAGACCUGGUCCCUCUCCGUCCUCGGCUGGGUCCCUGGCAUCCUCACCAUGCUCGGCGCCGGCAUCCUCUUCUGGAUCACGUCCAUGACCAUGCACCGCUUCAUCAUGAAGUACCCGCAAAUCAAGGACAUCUGCGACUUUGCCUACUACGCCUGCGGCCACUCGCGCAUCGCCUACGAGUUCGCCGGCAUCAUGCUGCUCCUCAACAACAUCAUGCUCAUCGGCUUCCACGUCUGGACGGGCGCGCGCAUCAUCAACACCCUCUCCAACCACUCCCUCUGCACCGUCGUCUUCUCCGUCAUCGUCACCCUGAUCGGCAUCAUCCUCUCCACCGCCCGCACCCUCAAGCACGUCUCCUUCAUGUCCAUGUUCUCAAGCUGCUUCAUGGGCCUCGCCAUCCUGCUCUUCCUCGUCUUCGUCGGCAUCGAGAAGCACCCCGGCUACGGGUACAGCGGCUACUUCCCCACCGCCGGCGCCACCGUCACCACCCUCGUCGUCCCGGCCAAGGGCACCGGCUUCGUCGCCUGCAUGAACGCCGUCCUCAACAUCACCUUCCUCUGGGUCCCCCAGAUCCUCUUCCCCACCUUCAUCUCCGAGAUGGAGCGCCCCCAGGACUUCCCCAAGUCCCUCGCCGUCCUCGCCGCCAUGUCCGCCUUCCUCUUCAUCGUCCCGCCCGCCAUCGGCUACCACUACCUCGGCCAGUACUCUACCGCGCCCGCCUUUGGCUCCCUCGGCACAAACACCUUCAUCAAGGCCUCCUUCGCCUUCGUCAUCGUGCCCACGCUCGUCAUCGGCGUCAUCUAUGCCAACGUCACCGCAAAGUUCAUCUACUUCCGCAUCAUGGGCAAGUCGCGCCACGCCCACUCCAACACCGUCAUCGGCUGGGGCGUGUGGAUCGGCGUCAUGGUCGUCAUCUGGGUCAUCGCCUUCAUCUUCUCCGAAGUCAUCCCCUCCAUGGGCGACUUCCUCUCCCUCCUCGGCGCCGCCUUUGACUCCUUCUUCGGCUUCAUCUUCUUCGCCAUCGCCUACUGGCAACUGCACCGCGGCCAGUUCUUCAACGGCGCCCUCCGCUCCGUCAACUCCGUCGUCCACAUCAUCGUCAUGGGCGUCGGUCUCUUCCUUCUCGGCCCGGGCCUGUAUGCCGCCUGCGAGGCCAUCAUUGCCGCCUACUCCGCUCCCGGCGUCACCCCGGCCUUCACCUGCUCGGCCAACUCGAUCCUGCUUCCGGGCGCGCCGAAGUAUGUCUACUAGAUGGAAGAUAUGUGCACGCGAAAGUUGCUUCUCAAGCACCGCGUCGAAUGUGAAGGAAGGAAAUUUGAUAUAUACCCUAUGUACUUACAGUUGACCUGAACCGAAUGCAAAAAAAGUUCAAAACGCUCACGAUCCCCUUACAUCUCACCUCUCCAACAUUCAUAAUACAAUGUGACAUCUACCCCCCGGUCCCCCUCCAAGCA